Lingula anatina is the source of this 1883-nucleotide messenger RNA. RefSeq lists its product as uncharacterized. Gene Ontology annotation, cellular component: cell surface. Gene Ontology annotation, biological process: Notch signaling pathway. Gene Ontology annotation, molecular function: Notch binding; calcium ion binding. NCBI's taxonomy places the organism in Eukaryota, Metazoa, Brachiopoda, Lingulata, Lingulida, Lingulidae. The record is from RefSeq and is a predicted model, not a curated record.
ACAUAGAUGAGUGUUCAGAAGGCACCAGUGGUUGCACACAGAUCUGUAACAAUGAACUGGGGUCCUACAACUGCUCCUGUAACACCACAGAAGGCUACGUCCUGUACACCACCAAUGGCACAGAGAUGUACUACAUCCCAGACAUCGAAACUGGACUGAGAAAGGGAGACUCCUACCACAUCAACCACACUUGUGUUUUACGCAUGUGCCCCUCACCUGCUAAUGCCAUCAUCAAUGGCAAGUUCCUGUCAGGGGCGUACAUCUUCCGUGUUGGUGAACGUGCCAGCUACCAGUGUGACCUGGGCUAUGUGAUGGACGGGUCAACCUCCAUGACAUGUGGCGCUGAUGGACAGUGGAUUGGAGAGCCUCCUAAGUGCAGUGUUGCCACUUGUCCCCCACUUAACCUGACUGGUCUGAGUGCCCCCCCAGUGGUCAGUCCCAGCUCAGCUGUACCCUAUAUGUCAGUGGUCAAUAUGACCUGUACAGUGGACGGCUACAAUGACCCAGUGGUCAGAACUAGGCAAUGUCUCUAUGACAGGACCACCAAUAUGUACAGACUGAUGGGAGACAGGCUGGAAUGUCCAGUAAUUGACUGUGGAGACCCUGGAGUUAUCUCUGGCUCUAACUACACAGUAGGUGGAACCAACUUUGGGGAUUCAUUUACAUUUGUCUGUAGUCGUCUGAACACCCUCCAAGGACAGUCCACCAUGGGUGACCAUGUGGUCCGCUGCAGGAACAACUCACGCUGGGACUUUGGAGACUUGGCUUGCAAAGGUGACACAUGUCUUGACCCUGGUCGUCCAGCUGAUGGCUAUCAGAACGCCACCAGGUACGAGCAAGGAUCUCUGGUCACGUACACCUGUCUUCGUGCGGGGUACGAGCCCCGCCCUGAGUUCCCACUUAUGUGUAUCGUGGUGGGAGACAAACUGCAGUGGAAUGCAUCUGUUCCUACCUGUGAAGAUGUGGAGUCACCGCAGUUAAUGAACUGCCCCCAGGAGGUGAUGUAUGUGAAGAAGUACUACGCUGCUGGUAUCAUCCCACCGUCUGCCACCGACAACUCGGGCAUGGCCACCGUCACCGUCAGUCCCGCCACCUUCCUGCCAAACCUGACCCUCACUGAGCCUGUCAAUGUCACCUAUACCGCCACUGACCCAUCAGGCAAUGCCGUCUCUUGCAUGGUACAGAUUAGAAUUAGAUCUGAGAUGCCCCCCAGUCUCACCUGCCCAGACCCAGUGAUUGUGUACAUAGAGAACAACACACUGCCAAAGACUGUCCAGUUCACAGGGGCGGUGGCCAGUGCUGGGGCCAUGGUGACCUAUGAACCCUCAGAAAUGACCUAUAAUGCCUCAGACAUAGACAACCUGCUGUCCCCUGUAGUGGUGACGGCCAGAGAUAUGAUGAACAAUACUGCCCAGUGUAGAUUCCAUGUGGCCGUCAAAGCCGCUAACUGCACCCCCUGGGCUCUGCCUGCACCUGUCAAUGGCAUGAAGAGCUGUAUGAUGUCACCAGGUGGAGGUUACACCUGUACCAUGACGUGUGACGCUGGUUACGCCUUUGAACAGGCCGCUGGUGACCUCAGUUAUACCUGUGAUGGUAGUCAGGACUGGGUGCCUGGCAACUAUGUACCUGACUGUGUGGCUACGAGCAAAGCUCUUUUUACCUUUUCCUUGCGCCAGACGUAUGAUGCAGCUGGGGGAGACCUUAAUGACACCUGUAUUCAGGAAUACACUGCACUCUUCAACAGGGAGAUCAUGGCAGUGACUGAUGCUUUUGAGGUUAAUUUGGGAAGAUUUUAUGUUGCAGGGACAAACAUGACAGCUAUCAUCAGUGACACCACCAUGGGAAUACUGAGUGCCACGCAGAGGGGGUUGGACAGACAGUAA